Messenger RNA from Pseudoliparis swirei, 1237 nucleotides. RefSeq names its product cathepsin L.1 (gene ctsl.1). NCBI's taxonomy places the organism in Eukaryota, Metazoa, Chordata, Actinopteri, Perciformes, Liparidae. Gene Ontology annotation, biological process: immune response. Gene Ontology annotation, cellular component: lysosome. The transcript has 8 exons. Gene Ontology annotation, molecular function: cysteine-type endopeptidase activity. The record is from RefSeq and is a predicted model, not a curated record. Bases 31 to 1035 code for a protein of 334 amino acids.
UCACAGUGUUCUGCUUUUGUGUCACUCAGGAUGAAGCUGUUGAUCGUUGUUGCUGCGGCUCUGGCCGUGGCUAGCUGUGCCAGCAUUUCUCUGGAAGACCUGGAGUUCCACGCCUGGAAACUCAAGUUUGCAAGGUCCUAUAACUCUAUGGCAGAAGACCUUCAACGCAAGGAAAUCUGGCUCGCCAACCGCAGACAUGUUCUGGUGCACAACAUCAUGGCAGACCAGGGUAUCAAGUCCUACCGCCUCGGCAUGACCUACUUUGCUGACAUGGAAAACGAAGAGUACAAACGCCUGAUUUCCCAGGGCUGCCUGCUGUCCUUCAACACGUCUCUGCCUCACCACGGCUCUGCUUACCUUCGGCUGCUUGAAGGAGGCGAUCUGCCCAACACUGUUGACUGGAGGGACAAGGGAUUCGUCACUGCUGUCAAGGAUCAGAAACAGUGCGGCUCCUGCUGGGCCUUCAGUACAACCGGCUCACUGGAGGGUCAGAACUUCAGGAAGACGGGGACGCUGGUGUCUCUGAGCGAGCAGCAGCUGGUCGACUGCUCCGGCGACUAUGGCAACAUGGGUUGCAAUGGAGGCGUGAUGGACGCCGCCUUCAUGUACAUCAAAGCCAAUGGAGGGAUCGACACAGAGGACUCAUACCCUUAUGAGGCUGAGGAUGGCCAGUGCCGUUACAAUCCUGCCAACGUCGGUGCCACAUGCUCAGGCUACGUUGAUGUGCAACAAGGCGACGAGGCCGGCCUGAAGGAGGCUGUGGCCACCAUCGGACCUGUGUCUGUGGUCAUUGAUGCUUCUCAUAUGUCCUUCCAGCUGUACGAAUCAGGAGUGUAUGAUGAGCCAGCGUGCAGCAGCACACAGUUGCACCACGCUGUUCUGGCUGUGGGUUAUGGGACUGACAACGGACGUGACUACUGGCUGGUCAAGAACAGCUGGGGCCUCGUAUGGGGAGACAAGGGCUACAUCAUGAUGACCAGGAACAAACGCAACCAGUGCGGCAUUGCUACUGCAUUUAGCUACCCUCUGGUCUGAGCAGGUCCAGGACAUUCCUCAGUACGGAGAAAAGUGACCAAUAAUUUACUUAAUUAGAUGAAGAAACCAAGUUAUGGAGCUUUUGUGGUUCCAUGGAUAUGUGUAGGAUCCUUCUGCACUAGUAAAGGAUUUAGGUUGGAUUAAGAUUGUUAACAAAAUGUAAACACAAAUAAAAAUAAUGUAAUAAACAUGUUUGAGUUUA